This is a messenger RNA of Echinops telfairi (small Madagascar hedgehog), 1809 nucleotides long. RefSeq names its product seryl-tRNA synthetase 1 (gene SARS1). Gene Ontology annotation, molecular function: ATP binding; tRNA binding; serine-tRNA ligase activity. The record is from RefSeq and is a predicted model, not a curated record. Gene Ontology annotation, cellular component: cytosol. The transcript is spliced from 11 exons. Gene Ontology annotation, biological process: seryl-tRNA aminoacylation. Lineage: Eukaryota; Metazoa; Chordata; Mammalia; Afrosoricida; Tenrecidae. The coding region runs from base 47 to 1591 and encodes 514 amino acids.
CGGCACAGCCCUCCUUUUCCUUAGGGUUGACCCAGAAGAAGGAAAGAUGGUGCUGGAUCUGGAUUUGUUUCGGGUGGAUAAAGGAGGGGACCCGGCACUUAUCCGGGAGACGCAGGAGAAGCGUUUCAAAGACCCAGGGUUAGUAGACCAGCUGAUGAAGGCGGACAGCGAGUGGCGACGAUGCAGAUUUCAGGCAGACAACUUGAACAAGCUGAAGAACCUCUGCAGCAAGACAAUUGGAGACAAAAUGAAGAAAAAGGAGCCAGUGGGAGACAAUGAGGCUGUCCCGGAGCACGUACUGCACCUCGACGACCUCACGGCGGACACUUUAGCUAACCUGCAGGUCUCCCAAAUCAAAAAGGUCCGGCUGCUUAUCGACGAUGCCGUCCUGAAGUGUGAUGCCGAGCGACUCAAGCUGGAAGCCGAGAGGUUCGAGAGCCUCCGCGAGAUCGGGAACCUCCUUCACCCCUCGGUGCCCAUCAGCAACGACGAGGAUGCCGACAACAAAGUCGAGAGGAUUUGGGGAGACUGCACAGUCCGGAAGAAGUACUCCCACGUGGACCUGGUGGUGAUGGUAGAUGGCUUCGAAGGCGAAAAGGGCGCAGUGGUGGCCGGGAGCCGGGGGUACUUCCUGAAGGGGGUCCUGGUGUUCCUGGAACAGGCACUCAUCCAAUAUGCCCUUCGCACCUUGGGAAGUCGGGGCUACACUCCCAUCUACACCCCCUUCUUCAUGAGGAAGGAGGUCAUGCAGGAAGUGGCGCAGCUCAGCCAGUUUGAUGAGGAGCUUUAUAAGGUGAUCGGCAAAGGCAGUGAGAAGUCGGAUGACAACUCCUAUGACGAGAAAUACCUGAUCGCCACCUCCGAGCAGCCCAUCGCUGCGCUCCACCGGGACGAAUGGCUGCGCCCCGAGGACCUGCCCAUCAAGUAUGCUGGCCUGUCCACCUGCUUCCGCCAGGAGGUGGGCUCCCACGGCCGCGACACCCGCGGCAUCUUCCGAGUCCAUCAGUUUGAGAAGAUUGAGCAGUUUGUCUACUCGUCCCCGCAUGACAACAAGUCAUGGGAGAUGUUUGACGAGAUGAUCGCCACCGCAGAGGAGUUCUACCAGUCUCUGGGGAUCCCGUACCACAUUGUGAACAUCGUGUCAGGUUCUUUGAAUCACGCUGCCAGUAAGAAGCUUGACCUGGAGGCCUGGUUUCCGGGCUCUGGGGCCUUCCGAGAGCUGGUCUCCUGUUCCAACUGCACGGACUACCAGGCACGCCGGCUCCGAAUCCGAUACGGGCAGACCAAGAAGAUGAUGGACAAGGUGGAGUUUGUUCAUAUGCUCAAUGCUACCAUGUGCGCCACUACCCGCACUAUCUGCGCCAUCCUGGAGAACUACCAGACGGAGACGGGUAUCAGAGUGCCUGAGAGACUAAAGGAGUUCAUGCCGCCAGGUCUCCAAGAGCUGAUCCCCUUUGUGAAGCCGGCGCCCAUAGACCAGGAGCCUUCCAAGAAGCACAAGAAGCAGCACGAGGGUAGCAAGAAGAAACCCGCCGCGGGAGCCGUGGCCCUGGAAGGCCAGCUGCAGAACAUGGGGGUCACUGACGCCUGAACACUCCAGCCGCUGGCUCUCAGGCUUCCCUUUCUGCCCGCCUCAGCCGGGACGCCAGAGCCACCCGUCGCCCUGCCCCAUCUGACUGCAUAGCUAAGGGGAACACCUGUGACGUACGCACAGUGCAGAUGUUCGCGUCUCUCCGCAUGGGCAUAGGAUCCAGUCACUGGUGACUGACGAUGACGACAAGUAAUAAAAUAUAGCUGGGGAAGGCUCCA